AUGGUCCGGGGAGCACUAAUCGGUCUCAUCCACCACACUUCUCUUAAUUUGACAUACGAAAAGUCUCAAGGCUCUUCUGCGUUGACAUUGAUUACUUCCGAUAUUGACAGCAUCGAGUCUGUUGGUGAGACAUUUCACGAGACUUGGGCCCGACUUGUGGAGGUUGUUGCCGGGACAGUACUGUUGGCCUCUCGUAUACAAUGGUUUGCGUUUCUGCCAUUGGCGAUAAUCUUCGCAUGUUCGCGGAUGAGCGCGUAUGUUGCAAAGCACUUGGAGAACCGACAAAAAGCCUGGAACGAGGCAACACAAAGUCGUAUUGCCGCAACCACUUCAACUUUGGAGGGCAUCAAGAGUCUGAAGAUAAUGGGCAUGGAAGGUGCAGUCCAGUCCCAGAUAUUGCAUCUGCGAAGUAAGGAGAUCCAGACAUCAAAGCCUUUCAGGUGGAUACUAGUCGCCUACAAUGCAAGUGCAAAUGCACUUGGGAUCCUCGCUCCAGUGUUAACUUUAAUUCUCUUCGCUAUGUCUUCGAAGAGCGAUCGAUUGCAGGCCGAUCAGAUAUUCACAUCUCUUGCUCUACUAGCUAUGGUCACACAUCCAGCUAACAUGGUCAUGACUCUCAUUCCUCGGGCUAUUUCUGUAAUGUCAAACUUCGACCGCAUCCAGACUUAUAUCAGCCAGCCGAGUAUUCAAGACUCCCGGGAAUACUCUCCACACGAUAGAAUUCAACGACUGGCCACAAUUCAAGACAUAACAAUCCAACCUUCUUCAUUAGCCAAUCCUAUUCUUCUUGAUGUCUCCCAACCUCUCGACCGCGGCGAGAUUUUGAUCUGCGCUGGUGCUGUUGGAAGUGGCAAAACAACAUUAGCGAUGGCAAUUCUAGGAGAAGUCACUUCAACCAAGGGAUCUAUCUCUGUAUCUUCAAGGAAGAUUGCAUAUUGUGCCCAAGGUCCAUGGCUACCUAGCGUCGCUAUUCGCGAAGCUAUAUCCGGGCACUUGGUCGACCCAGAUAUUGAAUGGUACAAUACGGUGAUCGAAGCCUGCGGUCUAGAGUCCGACUUCGAAUCUUUUGUCGGUGGUGACAUGGCACUGAUCGAGAACAAUGGGAUGAACUUGUCCGGAGGGCAAAAACAGCGUAUAGUAUGGGCUUUCCUUUUGGCCCCUCCUCAUUUGCAUACUUCUAUUUUUCUGACAAAAGCAUUCAAGGCUCUUGCCCGAGCGGUCUACUCAAAAUACGAGAUACUAGUCCUAGAUGAUCCGUUGAGUGCUCUCGAUCCCGCUGUCACAGAUCAUAUCGUGCAAAGGUUGUUGGGCCCACGAGAGGACCUGUUCCCAAUUGCGGAUAGAGUGCUGCUUCUGCAAGAUUCAAGACUACACCUUCAAGUCCCGACUCAUUCCCAAGACCCGAAAGCCUCUGCUGGGGUUUCUGAAUUGCCGGAAAAGCCAUUUAGUAGUGCUGCACGCCAUGAGACACCUACGGUUGCCGCGCCAAUUCGGAAGCUACACCUGAACGAUGCUGCGGAUGAGAUCUCUCGGAGAACCGGUGAUCUUGCAAUCUAUGAUUAUUAUAUUAACGCGAUUGGCCGAACGAAUGUUUUUAUUUUGCUUGCUUGUACUGCUGGUUUCGCGUUCGGUUCUACGUUCGCUCAGUAUGUGCUCAAGUGGGCGACAGAAUCACCUCCCGAAAGCUUAGCUUUCUACAUGUCUCUCUAUGCCGCAGUAUCCUCAGUUGCAUGGAUAGCAACUAGUGGGUCGACGUGGUCCGCUCAAAUGAUAAUCGCUGUCAACUCGGGGGCUGUUUUGCACGCGAACCUUCUUGAUCGGAUCCUCAAGGCACCUCUAUCUUACUUCACUGACACCGAUCUCGGUGCUAUCGUGAACAGGUUUGGGCAGGACUUAAAUGUCGUUGAUAAGCACCUCUCUCCAACGCUGGCAAACUUCAACACCCAAAUCUUCAAACUGGCGAUGCAGUUGAUCCUGCUUUUGAAAAUCCGACCUGUUAUGGCUGUUACUGUGCCAGUCUGUGCCAUAUGCGUGUACUUCAUCCAACGAAUUUACCUUCGGACGUCCCGACAACUGCGCUUCCUUGAGCUGGAGUCAAGAUCAUCGGUGUUCACGAAUUUCCUAGACACGGCGAGUGGCAUUGUCACAAUCCGAGCGUUUGGUUGGAAAGACAAGUUCGAGGAUGAAAAUGUCAAAUCAUUAGACCUGUCUCAAAAGCCAUUCUACAUCCUCCUCUGCCUACAGUGUUGGUUGAAGAUGAUCAUGGAUUGUAUCAUUGCAACUUUUGCAGUCAUUCUGAUCGCUUUCACCGUUCUGUAUCGGAAUACGACCACUGGUUCCGAUCUUGGCGUGGCUCUAAAUUUGCUAAUCGUUGCAAACACCACACUCCUACGACUUGUACAGACAUGGACGUCUCUGGAAACAUCUCUGGGGUCCAUUUCUCGACUGAAGAGCAUACAAGACUGCGUCCCUAGUGAGGAUGACGUCGGGGGUACAAUAGACCCUGACUUACAAUGGCCCUCUUCCGGCAAUUUGCAGGUCAAUGGCAUCUCAGUCUCCUAUUCGGAGUCCGCGGCACUUUCCUUGUCCGAUCUCUCUCUUACCAUCAACCCUGGACAGAAGGUCAUUGUUAUAGGCCGAACAGGGAGUGGAAAAAGUACUUUGAUGCUUUCAUUGUUGCAGCUCCUCCGGCCCAGACAGGGAACUAUUUCAAUCGACGACGUCAAUAUUGGCUAUCUGUCCCCGAGAACUGUCCGGAAACGCGGGUUCAUUGCGGUGCCUCAAGAUGGUUUCAGUAUUCCCACGGCCAGUCUGCGGUUCAAUCUAGAUCCCUACCAUACCAGCUCGGACCAAGAUAUAUUAUGGAGUCUCCGGAGGACAGGUCUUUGGGACAAAAUUCAUUCGACGACGGCCAUCCCAACAGUCGAAAAGAUUAACAUGGAUAUUGAUACUCGGAGUUUACUAGAUCUUCCUAUGUCUUCAUUUCUGCCAUUCUCGACUGGACAGUUACAACUGUUUGCCCUAAGCCGGACACUGCUGCGAAUUCGAUCUUCUGAGCCACACAAGCCCGUUAUCAUCCUAGAUGAAGCUAGCUCUUCAUUGGACUCGGAAACCGAGUCUAUUUUGACAGAUAUGCUCCGCCAUGAUCUUCAAGGCCACACUAUUGUUAUGAUUGCACAUCGUGUUGAGGGUAUCACGGGUGCUAUGAGACCUGGUGUGGAUGCAAUUGCCACUAUGCAAGAUGGAAAGUUGCAAACGGUAACUCUCAUGGGAUGA
Molecule: messenger RNA, 3276 nt
Organism: Penicillium hordei
Lineage: Eukaryota; Fungi; Ascomycota; Eurotiomycetes; Eurotiales; Aspergillaceae
Exons: 11
Coding region: 1-3276 (1091 amino acids)
Biological process (GO): transmembrane transport
Cellular component (GO): membrane
Molecular function (GO): ABC-type transporter activity; ATP binding; ATP hydrolysis activity
Source: RefSeq, a predicted model, not a curated record